AUGUUAAGUGUUGACUGUAUAUUUGUAGUUAUUGACAGCAUAUUACUCGGUGUUGAUUGUAUACCACUUGUCGUUGACCAACAAGAAGUUGCUGCUGAUGUAGGGUAUGAGGCUGUUCCGUCCAGAAAAGGGACAAAGAAAACACAAAAAGUGAAGUUGGAGUAUGUAGAGCCUGAUGGUAAAACAAUUGAGUUGGAUAGGGAUUUUACACCCAUCUGUAGACCAGAAGCUCUCAUUAAUAUGCUAUCUAUCAUCAAGGAGAAAGACAAACAAGUCAAGGCCAUAACUGAAAUUGGAUUUGGUGGCCUGCUGUCUAUUCGUCUUCCUGAUAUUAACAAGAAGCUUAUUUGCUGGAUUCUUGAGAAAUUUAACAGUGUUGGUCAUAUGCUGCAGUUUGGGGAAGGCCGGAAAUAUGGUGUGCAGCUAUAUGAUUAUGAUGUGUAUGACGUGUUUAGGCUGCCCUUGGUGAAAGGUGUUGAUGUUGAAGAAACACCCAGGAAGAGGGUUGAGGGAGAUGGAACGUUUGAAAUGAUCCAGAGGUGGUUUAGAAAAUAUAACAAAAAAGACAAUGUGCAAUCUGCUGCUUUGUCUGAGGUGGAGAUUUAUCUUGCAAAUACUAACGAGUACGGAGAUGAAUUCAAGCGUGCGUUUGUGAUUUACGCUUUAGGUGUUUUCUUGGCUCCCACGUCUAACCGUUUGGUAGACAUUAAGCUUCUUAAGGCAGUAGAGGAUGUUUCAAAAAUUGCGAAACAAAAUUGGUGCAAGUACGUGCUUGACCAUUUGGGGUUGGCUGUAUGUAGGUGGAACGAAAAAAUUACUAAUACUAGAGUUGGCGGUUGUUUACAAUUUUUGGAGAUUAUAUAUCUUCAAAGAGCUUUAUUCCGUGGUGUAAGUCCGCCCAAGGAGAUUCCGCUUGUGCAACAUUGGUCUCCUGAUGAAGUAUCUGAACGUGUAGCUGCUGAGGUGAAAAUGGGUUUUGGGCUAGCUGCUGUUGAUUUAACGAGCUAUCCUUUGUCAAAGUCUCUUGGUGAUUUGUCGGGGAUACCUCAUUCUGCAUCGGGAAGUAAGAUGAUUGAGUUUGCUAUUCCUGAAGGUUUUCAGACAAAUGAUGAUAUUGAAAAGAGCUGCGAUGAUGAGUUGGAAGUAGCAUUGAAAAAGUAUUGCCGGGAUUUAUACAUUGUUUAAAAUUUUCAUCAGCAGCAUAUCAGUACGUUAAAGAAGGGAAGACAACAAUUGUCAGAUAGUCCUGG
Spinacia oleracea (spinach) is the source of this 1250-nucleotide messenger RNA. RefSeq lists its product as uncharacterized. The transcript has 5 exons. Lineage: Eukaryota; Viridiplantae; Streptophyta; Magnoliopsida; Caryophyllales; Amaranthaceae. The record is from RefSeq and is a predicted model, not a curated record. The coding region runs from base 1 to 1185 and encodes 394 amino acids.